GUUGCUUUUCUUCUUUUCCAAACAAAGAAAGAGAUGGAUGGAGGUGGAGAAGACAUUCCUUCGAAAAAAGCAAAGUUUUGCAAGUAUCUUGAGGAAUGGGAAAGCGAGUUUAGCUUUGUGAAGAAGAGCAGAAUGGGGCACAGUCAUGCAUUCUGCACAAUUUGCGGUUGCGAUUUUAGUGUCUCCCACGGGGGAAGGACCGAUGUCACUCAGCAUAAAAUAUCGGCCAAGCACAAGCGCGGGCUAGAGGCACAGAAACAUGCCCCGACGGUGUCCGCAUUUGUGACUGGGAAUACCACAGAGGCUGACCAGGUCAUAAAUGCAGAGGCUACAAUGGCCAUGCUGUGUGCCAAAAACAACGUUUCUUUCACCUUCUGCGACGACUUCAACAAGUGUGUAGCUCGCAUGUUCCCGGACUCUGCCAUUGCACGGAAAUAUUCUGCGGGGGAAACCAAAACUACGCAAAUCAUAAAAGGUGCCAUAGCAGCAGAGCUAGAUGACGAGUUGGCCAAAACAUGCCAAUCUCAGCCCUUUUCAUUGAUGUGUGACGAAUCGAGCAACAGAAACGCAGACAAGGAAUUCGUCAUCAUGGCUAGGCUCUACGAUGAGGCCAAUCUGCAGGUUGUUACCAGAUUGUUGGAGAUGCCCAUAUGCAACGUUGGAAAUGCAGAAAAUCUUUAUGAAAAGCUGAGUGAAGCAUUAAGAAAAAGAGGCAUUCCGUGGGAGAACCUGAUAGCCUUUAACUCUGACAAUGCGAGUGUCAUGCAAGGCAAACACAACUCUGUUAUCAGCAGACUGAAGACCAGACAGCCCCACGUUCAGGAUCUGGGCUGCAUCUGCCACCUAGUACAGCUGGCUGCUGGCUGUGCCAUCAGAGCCGCACAGGUACCUGUGGAAGACGUCCUGGUCAGAAUAUACACCCACUUUGAUGAAAGUGCAGAAAGAUGUGAAAUCUACGAGGACUUUGUAGAUUUUACUGAUUCAGAGCACCUGAAGCAGCUCAAGGACUGCAGCACCCGGUGGCUGAGUCUGUUAAGCUGCAUCCAGAGAGUGUUGAACCAAUGGGACGCACUAAAGGUAAGGGUGGUAAGUGCAGCAGAUAUAUAUAUAUACACGUUUUACUAUGCCUACUUCGACAGCCUUGAGGAGGUGGAGAAGAGUGCCAAACUACGUGAGCUGGCCAGCCAUCUGGGCGAUCCGGUCGUGAAGAUCUACUUCUUGUUCCUGACUGCUGCCCUUAGGCCUUUAUCUGAAUUUAAUAUUGCCUUCCAGUCGGAGGAAGUGCAAAUUCACAGGCUCCAAGAGGAGAUGUGCAGGCUGAUCAGGAGAAUCCUGGGCUACCUCGUACCAGCCAGGGCCAUCGUGGGUGUACCUCUCAGGGAGGUGGAGUAUGGAGAAGGACAUCAGCUGGCUGAUGAAGACCUCUUUAUCGGAGCAGGCACAAAGGCGUUCAUGAGAAGCAUAGAGCUUCCUGUGUCCGUCAAGAAGAAAAUCUUUCAAUCUGUGAGAAGAUUCUACGAAGCAGCGCUUCAGGAGAUGUUCUCCUCCUUUCCCCUCGACAACCCACUCCUGAGGGACUUGAAAGUGCUGGACCCUGCUGCUCGCCUUGACAUUACUCCAGGGGCAGUGGAAAGCCUAGUGGCCCUGCUCCCUCAGUUGAGCUUCAAUGAAGAUAAGCUGAGAGAGGAACUCAUCGACUACCAGCUGACAGAGAAUAAGCAACUCCCUCAAGAAGGAAAAAUUGACAGGUUCUGGGGCCUGCUAGGGAAGGAUGUGAGGUUCAGUGAGCUGCCAAGACUAAUGAAGGCGUUACUCUGUAUUCCCCACAGCAAUGCCAGUUCUGAAAGGGUGCUUAGUACGGUGAGAAAGAUGGUUACAGAGAAUAGGAUGUCAUUAGACAACAGCACUGUUUAUGCUUUGCUUGCGUGCAAAAUCAACCACUCUGGCCCAGCCCACAAAUACAUUCCUUCCAAAAGAGUGUUAAAGGAUGAGGACAGGUGAGGCUGCUGAUUCCUUAUUUUCAAAUUUCGAAAGUUGACAGCUAUGAUAUAAGCUAAAUA
Molecule: messenger RNA, 2060 nt
Organism: Lacerta agilis (Sand lizard)
Lineage: Eukaryota; Metazoa; Chordata; Lepidosauria; Squamata; Lacertidae
Exons: 9
Coding region: 34-2001 (655 amino acids)
Molecular function (GO): protein dimerization activity
Source: RefSeq, a predicted model, not a curated record